GCCUAAGGAAUGUUCAAGCGUUGCUGCAACAACCUCCGAAGAGUAGAGGAGGCAUGUUGACAACUAUUGAUCACCUAAAGCGCCUCUGCAUCGACCACUAUUUCCAAGACGAAAUUGAUACCAUCAUGGGCUCAUGUGUGGAUCUCAUCCAUAGUGAUGAUCUGCUUGAUGCAACCCUUUCUUCGAGGAUGAUGAGGGAAGCUGGAUAUUAUUUUUCGGCAGACGAUGUUCUACGGAAGUUCAUGAACAAUAAUGGUGAUUUCAACAUCGGGCUUAGCAAUGACAUUAGAGGGCUACUGAGCUUGCAAGACAUGUCACACCUCAACAUGGGAGAAUCAUCACUCUACAAGGCAAAUGAAUUCUCAAGCAAGCACCUUAGAUUUGCAAUUAAGUAUAUGGAGCCGAACCUUGCAAGAUAUGUGAGCCAGUCACUAGACCAUCCCUAUCAUGUGAGCCUGAUGCAGUACAAGGCAAGGCACCAUCUGAGCUACCUCCAAAACUUGCCCACUAGGAACAUGGCAAUUGAGAAUCUAGCACUUGCAGAGUUUCAGAUUAAGAAGUUACAACAUCAGAGGGAAGGGCAGGAGGUUAAGAGGUAUAAACAUAAUAAACUAGUGUCCUUCCAUGAUUAAUUUUCUACAAGAUGGUCAAUAUGCGCAUCAUCUUGAUAAGAGCGUAAUGCUAGAACUAGUGGUCAAAUUUACUAGUUCAUAUUUUUUAUUGCUCAUGUAUUCCCAUGACU
Messenger RNA from Triticum dicoccoides, 742 nucleotides. Its product is annotated as S-(+)-linalool synthase, chloroplastic-like. The transcript is spliced from 2 exons. Gene Ontology annotation, biological process: terpenoid biosynthetic process. The coding region runs from base 54 to 632 and encodes 192 amino acids. Gene Ontology annotation, molecular function: terpene synthase activity. The record is from RefSeq and is a predicted model, not a curated record. Lineage: Eukaryota; Viridiplantae; Streptophyta; Magnoliopsida; Poales; Poaceae.